Messenger RNA from Hordeum vulgare subsp. vulgare (domesticated barley), 804 nucleotides. RefSeq names its product thioredoxin-like protein CXXS1. The record is from RefSeq and is a predicted model, not a curated record. Bases 166 to 582 code for a protein of 138 amino acids. NCBI's taxonomy places the organism in Eukaryota, Viridiplantae, Streptophyta, Magnoliopsida, Poales, Poaceae. The transcript has 3 exons.
UGCGUUGCGGCUUAUCUGGUGCGAGCGCGGCACCAGCACGUCGUGGAUUGCCACUUCCUCCCUCGCCUUUUCUUGUUCUUGUUCUUGGUCGAACUCCUCGUUGCUGGAGGAGGAAGGAAGAGGAAGAGGAAGAGGGAGGGGAGACCGAAGAAGAAGAAGAGAGAGAUGGACGUGGAGAUCCAGCGGCCGCGGGAGGUGGGCAGCUGCAGGGUGGUCAAGGUGGACAAGGAGGCGUCCUGGGAGCUCUUCACCGCCCAGGCCGCCAACGAAGGCCGCACCGUCGCUGCUCACUUUGGGGCGUCAUGGUGCGUCACGUCCCUGUCCAUGAACUACAAGUUCGAGGAGCUCGCCCAGACCCACCCCGACAUGCUCUUCCUCUUCGUCGACGUCGACGAUGUCCCGGGCGUGUCUUCCAAGCUGGGGGUGAAGGCCAUGCCCACCUUCUUCCUGAUCAAAGGCAAGGAGGUGAUGAAGAAGAUCGUCGGCGCCAACUCGGACGAGCUCCACAAGAUGGUGGACUCCGACGACGAUUCGCUCAGCUCCGCCGUUACCACUCUCCCUGACAUAGUCAUCGAAAAAUAGCUGUUUUGCCGUAGUCCCUGAAACUUUUCAAACUGCUGUUCGCUUGCUUCCGGUGUGUGUGACUCUGAAUCUGAUCUUGUCUGAUGUGUGUGUGUGUUCCUACUAGAGGAGAGUAGGGCGUGUGACUUGGCUACUGGCCCGCUGGCCGCUGCAACUGUGACUUGCUGCUUUCUGAAAUGCUACUACAUAUAGUACAUGCUAGUGUUUUUGUUUUGAGAUUGA